ACCGCCUCGCUAACGUCGUUAACACGUCAAACCACAACUCCGCAGACCAUGCCAUGCCUUGGAGCUGACCUCUGCGUUUGAUACCGACGUACAAACUGUUGUAUCUAGUCCUGCCUUCGACAGUUGCUGCGAGAAGGUGAGAAAGGUGGUUGACAAAACUAGUUCUGCGGGUAGGACUGGCAGAUGUAGCUCUCGCGGCGUGAGGAUGCCUCUCGUGGCAAAGGCGCUGUCCCUGGUGCUGAUUCUCCCGGCGUGCUGCAUCCUGGCUUUCUCCGACUACGACUUGGAGGUCCUGCGGGCCCAAUGUGUCGCUAGAUGCUAUGAAAAGUACGUCAGGGCAAGAGAACGGGACUGCGCCGCUAGCCGGGGCUGUGCAGAGUGUGCGGAGCCGUGUGAUGGAGAUCCCUGGAACGGAACACUCAAUGGCCAAUGUCAGGAGUGUCAGAAUGAAAGCGUAUGCCGGACGAAAGAAUGUGAGGACAGUCGCCAAUUUUUCGCCGAACUCUACCACAGAGGUAGAGUAGCCGUUUCGUCGGUACCAUCUCAGCUGUCCACUCCACGUCUGAUCUGUAACGGGAGGGAUCCCACAUACUGGGAUCCCACAUACUGGGAGUACAGCGGGUACAUCAUCCUGAAGUGGAGCCUGUCCGUCACGCGAGACCUGCCGCCCGCCACCAGGAGAGCCGUGUACUACGUGGUGCGGCAGCGGGCCAGGUAUCUGGAGAACCGCAGGUGGCACGUGUCUAAUUGGGACGUCGUGGGGAAGGCACAUACAAUGGACGGCACGGUGACAAUCAGGACACUCACACCGGGGGCCAACUACCAGUUCGAAGUGACCGCGGUGCUGCCUGAUGGCAAGACCGGAGCCCCUGUCGUAGGACAAUGGAUCACCCCUCGACCAGCUGCAGUUCGUCCAAGAGCAAAUCCUCCAUCUGACCUUAGAGUGGAAAACAAACGCUUUAAGAACGGCAACGUCAGCGUCACCAUAGCCUGGACUCCCCCGGAAGAACUCCCGUGUGAGUACAGCCUGCACUUGCUGACAGACACCAGCAUAGCAGACACGCCCGUCCGGAUUGAUAGGCCGGUGGAGACGAGAUACACGUUUCACAACCUGACAUUUGACAGUAAUUACACAGUACUGAUGCGCAGCACUUUCUAUGAAGGUGCUAUGGAGAGCAGGGCUGUGAGUAUGUGGUUCCAAACACCCCACUGUCUGGACGUCUCUGGAUACAACUUCAGUGUCUGUGCUCCUGGAGCCCCGCGGAACUUGACCUACCGGCUGUCUGUGACGGACAACGUCGCAGUCGUCUCGUGGCUGCCGCCCUUCAGGACCUCACUGACCAACCCUGUGUCCAGUUACGUGGUGUUAGUGCGGCAGGAGGUGCAGCCUGCCGUGGACGGUACCAUACUGUCAGCACAAGCCACACAGGAAGUCAUUCCAGGGAGCCAAACGAACUUUUCCAUCAUCGACUUGAAUCCAGGGACUGUCUACCUGGUCUCGAUUGCAGGAAGGACACCUGGUGGAACCGGUGCGACUAGCAUCCUUUACAUUCAAACAUUAUCAGAAAAAGACACCACCACAACUGUACUGACCAGUCCUACCAUGAUUGCGGGUUCCGUGAGUCCAGCCUGGCUCAGCGGAGUCAUCCCCAUGUUACUGUUGCUCACAGCCCUAGCCGCCUGGGCAGCCAUUCACAGCUACCGCAAAAACGGCGGCUUCUUCAGAAGAAAGCAUCGACAAGAGAGCCCCAUGCCGCUUUUCCCGGAGUCGCCAGUGUUCCACGGGUUACGUCACGACCACUGCUUCCUGCUGCAGAACAGGUUCUACAGCGAGACGGACGUCCUGUCAGACCAACACGACGAGUAUGAGAUGGACUUCAGCCAACUGGAGUUGGAAGAGGUCAUCGGAGAGGGAGCGUUUGGCAAGGUGAUACGCGGCAAGUCAGAAAAUGCGACUGGUGUUGACCAAGCGAACCUGCUAGCAGAGAUCGAGUUGAUGAAGCAGAUAGGAGCGAACCGGAACAUCGUGAGUAUCCUGGGCUGCUGCACCCGCCGCUCGCCAGUGUUCCUGGUGGUGGAGUACUGCCCGUUCGGGGAUCUCAAGAACCUCCUCAGAAACAUCAGGGAACAGAAGGAGUAUGAAGAGAACGAACAUCCCCUGCUGGGUAUCAAAUGUCAGGCCAUCAACUCUCCAAAUAUGGGCAACAACGAGGAGGCGUCCUUCGCUCCAGUCACCGUCUCCUCGCUGGUCCCCAUCUACAACCCCGCGAGUGAAGCCAACCCCUCCGCUGCGGGAGGAAGGCCGAAGGACGAGAACCUGGACAGCGGAACCAGCAUGGACCUGAGGGAUGUGCUGGACGUCCUCCCGACCGACCUGCUUUCAUUUGCCCGGCAGAUUUCAACAGGAAUGGAAUACCUUGCUUCAAAGAAAUUCGUCCACAGAGAUCUGGCCGCGCGAAACGUCCUGGUGUGCGAAAACAAAGUGGUGAAGAUCUCGGACUUCGGACUCACGCGAGAUAUCUACGAGAACAGCGAGUACCGGAAGCUAACAGGGGGUAAACUUCCGGUCAGAUGGAUGUCACCUGAAGCCAUCUUUGACCAAGUAUACACCACCCAGAGUGACGUAUGGUCCUUCGGAGUGGUCCUGUGGGAGAUUGUCACUUUAGGUGGAUCCCCCUACCCGGGACUAUCGGGCAAGGAGCUGUUCAGAUACCUGAAGGCAGGGUACCGCAUGGAGAAACCCGAGAACUGCAGACAGGAAAUCUAUGACAUCAUGCUGGACUGCUGGCAGGAUAAGCCCCAGAGACGCCCCACCUUCACGGACAUCCGGGAGCGACUGGAGGCGAUCCUCGGGGACGUCCACCCUUACCUGGACCUCAACGUGGACCACGACCAGGAGUACUACCAAGGGAAUCCACAUCCGAUUAUGACAGCUGCAGUGUCGACGAAUCUCCCAGCAGAGUUAACUCUCCGAGAUCGUCCUCUAUCGAAGCCCACAGUAACAACGUUGAGUUCGUCCUGUGGGACUCGGGCACGGCCAUAGCUGACCUCCCCAAACCGAGACGCUUGACCAC
Messenger RNA from Branchiostoma floridae (Florida lancelet), 3074 nucleotides. Its product is annotated as tyrosine-protein kinase receptor torso-like. Gene Ontology annotation, biological process: protein phosphorylation; cell surface receptor protein tyrosine kinase signaling pathway; positive regulation of kinase activity. NCBI's taxonomy places the organism in Eukaryota, Metazoa, Chordata, Leptocardii, Amphioxiformes, Branchiostomatidae. The record is from RefSeq and is a predicted model, not a curated record. Bases 206 to 3043 code for a protein of 945 amino acids. The transcript has 23 exons. Gene Ontology annotation, cellular component: signaling receptor complex. Gene Ontology annotation, molecular function: protein binding; transmembrane receptor protein tyrosine kinase activity; ATP binding.